CUCUUAAUUUUAAGAAACACCUUUGUCAUGCGCUCUGUUACUUAUCUUUUUCUUAUUUUGGCGGGGUGUUGUGUGCUUGCAAGUGCUUGGAGCAAUGAUGAGUAUGAAUUGUUUGACUUGGUAGAAGAAGUUAAUAAGAACUUCUAUGAACUUCUUGAAAUACCUAAAGAUGCAGGAGCUACAGAAAUUCGGAAGGCAUUCCGUAAGCUAUCCUUGGUGCUUCAUCCUGACAAAAAUUCAGCCCCUGAUGCAGAUGUUAAGUUCCGUCAGCUGGUUGCUGUUUACGACGUAAUAAAAGAUCCUAAUAAAAGAAAGCUGUAUGAUGACGUCCUGGUUAAUGGAUUACCAGAUUGGAAAUCUGCAGUUUACUACUAUCGAAGAGUACGCAAGAUGGGAUUAGCGGAAAUGUCUGUUAUAUUGUUUGUUAUUUUGACUGUUGGACAAUAUCUUGUUGGAUGGGGAUCUUACUUGGAGAAGAAGUUCAUUGCACAAGAAUUUAUUUCAUCAAAGAUGCGGAAGCAGCAGAAGAAAGCAGUCAAGAAAAGUAAAGGAGAUGCACCUGUUGUUGAAGAAGUAUUGUCAGAGAUCCCAAUUCCAAGUGUCAAGGACACCCUCCCAUUUCAAAUUCCUCGUUUCCUUUGGUGGUUAGUUGCCAAACUACCUUUUAUUAUAGUAGAACAACUGCAGGAACGUAAGCGUUUUCAGGAAGAAUUAAGACUUAUGGAAGAAGAAGAAAGAGCUGCAGCAGAAGCAGCAGCUGCAGAGAAAGCAGGACGUGGACCAAGAAAACGUAAAGGUGGUGGAUUUUCUGCUCCUGAAAUAACUGGAGAUGACAGUUCCGUUCUUACCCAGGCUCAAAUUUUAGCCAAGGCUAAGAAAGAGAUGAAGUCACAAAUGAAAAAGCCUGCUCAAAGUGGCGGUUUGUGGACUGAUGAAGAUAUAGAUAAACUUAUAAAAUUAGUAAAGAAAUUUCCAGCUGGUUCACUGGAGCGAUGGGAAAAAAUUGCAGACGCUAUGGAACGUUCAGUUCAUGAAGUAACUCACAUGGCCCAGAGAGUAAAAGAAGGGCUUUACAAAACACCCAAUGCUGAAAGAGAGGGUGAAGGUGAAGUCCAGCAUCUUCUUAAAAUCAAGAAGGUCAAGACGCGAGGUGGGAAACUGGGGGAUUGUGAACCAACUGAAGCCGAAGCCGAUUAUGAGAGUAAAAUGGAAUCUUCUUGGAAUCAAAUCCAACAGAAGGCUCUUGAGGCAGCUUUAAUUAAAUACCCUAAAGGUUCGACUCAAGAUAGAUGGGAAAAAAUAGCAAAAUGUGUUCCUGAUAAGACUAAGGAGGAGUGCAUGAUAAGGUUUAAAUACCUUGUGGACUUGGUGAAGAAAAAGAAGGAGAAAGAGAAUGCUCAAACGGUCGAAGAAACCGUCAAUACUGAAGAUUCUGAAAAAACAGAAGAAACUGAAGCCUUAGAUAAUGAACCUUGUCUUAGCGAUGCUUCUAGCUAGUGUCAAUUUUAAUGGUAUGUGUAAUCAUCAGAAGCAACUCUUGGCUGUGAAACUAUUUGUGUAUCAUAUAGUGUUUUAUUUAUCUGUUGCCAACAAUGGAAAAAAUGUGAUUUUUUUAUUAUGGGAUUUGUGUUCUUUGGUGUUUAAACCCAGUAUUAUAAUGAACUGUUUAGCUUUGUUAGCUUUGACCUGAUAUGUUGUGUGCUGAAAAGCAAAUAUGUAAAUAAGCCUUUGUUCUAAGUGUGACUAAAUAUAAUAUUAAGCAGGACCAGAAGUAAA
Molecule: messenger RNA, 1776 nt
Organism: Frankliniella occidentalis (western flower thrips)
Lineage: Eukaryota; Metazoa; Arthropoda; Insecta; Thysanoptera; Thripidae
Product: dnaJ homolog subfamily C member 1
Exons: 9
Coding region: 28-1497 (489 amino acids)
Cellular component (GO): endomembrane system
Source: RefSeq, a predicted model, not a curated record